UUAAUUUACGUAUGCAUACAGCUACGAAUGACUUAUUAAGUUAACUGAUCAGAAAUAUUGCUAAUGACUGGUACGACCGGCAUGUCGUACGAAAAAUAUUUAAGACUUGCGGUAUUAAUCACGCUAUCUUUUUCAGCUCUAUCCAAAAGGCUUACCUGUGUGGACGAAGGCGAACGAAAUUGCCAAGAUGGCACGUGUAUCAAAUCAGAUUACUGGUGCGAUUUCACCGAAGAUUGUCCGGAUGGGAGCGACGAAGCAGAAUGUUCCUCAACGUGUAAUUUCGAGGAUGGCAUAUGCAAUGGUUGGACUCAAGAUAUAGACGAUGAUUUCGAUUGGUUAUUGUGCAACCGUUCAUCAACAAAUGACUGUCCUGGAUGCAACAAGACUACCAUCCAUGCAAGAGGAUUGCUCUCCAGGCAGGAGGACUGCCCUGGAUGUAACAGGACAAUCGAUACAAGCAGAUGGCCCUCCAUGCAAGAAGUCUGCCCGGGACCCCACAAAGAUCAUACCUACAAUUCGUUAACAGGUAAUUAUAUCUAUGUCAGUGGCUUGAAUGCUCCAGCAUGGCGUGAAUCUAGAGCCAGGUUUAUGAGCCCCAUGUUCUCCAAAGUGAGCACCGACUGUUCAUUUAGCUUAUGGGUCAACAUGUUUGGAGUAGAAUUCGGUGACAUCAACAUACUUAUCCGAAAGAAAUCUGUAUCUGGAGAUAAUAAGAUGUUAAAGGUAUCAGAUAAAGUAAUUGAUACUUAUAAGUGGAUUUAUGCCGAAGUUUCCAUUCCACGCUGCGUCACAUUUUUCCAAAUAGUCAUCGAGGCACGUGACAGAACGGUCUUUCCAUUCGGAGGAUUUGCCAUCGACGACUUGCGAUUUGAUAACUGUGCCGAAACAAAACAGACUUUACAUCAUUGCCUUCCUGGUCAUAUAAAUUGUACUUCCGGGCACUGCUACCCAAAGGUGGUCGAAUGUGACUUCCAAGAUGAUUGCUGUGAUGGCAGUGACGAAGAAACUUGCAGUAAUUAUACGAUGUGCAACUUCAAUUCUGACAUGUGUAUUUGGGAGCAAUCAACAAAUGAUGAUCUUAAUUGGAUUCGUAGCAAUAAUAUGAUGAAGUUGGGUGUCAACGGUGCAUCCGGAGAGCGUGCUAGGCUCAUAAGCGCGACGAUUAAUGCUACAGAUGUAACAUGUUACAUGCGUUUUUUCUACCGUUCGGACAACGUGCAGCCUGGCGCAUUAGCCAUCUACAUGCAGCAAUCGAAUUCUGGGCAUUUGAAACUGCUUUGGUCGAAGCAAGGAAACGGAAAUUACUGGAGAAGAGAAGUUAUAGCUUUACGCAGUAAACACCUAUUUAAAAUCGUUAUAGAAGGUACCAAACAAAGUGGUUGCUUACUCUAUAUCGACAAAAUAUCAUUUACACCAGAGUGUCGGUUCUCUUCCGCUGAAUUGGCAACAUCCAUUCCAUUACCAAUAGUCAAUCCGGAUACUUGCGAUUUUGAAGAAGAUUUCUGUAACUGGUUAACAGGACAAGUUUCUAAACAAAACAGUGACAUAAAUACUUACCAAUUUAGACGAGUUCAAGGGUCAACAAUUACUAACUUAGUCCAACGACCGUUUGUUGAUCAUACAUUCGAAACCUCAAGUGGUAAGUUUAUACAAUAA
This is a messenger RNA of Anneissia japonica, 1656 nucleotides long. RefSeq names its product MAM and LDL-receptor class A domain-containing protein 1-like. The coding region runs from base 64 to 1656 and encodes 530 amino acids. Lineage: Eukaryota; Metazoa; Echinodermata; Crinoidea; Comatulida; Comatulidae. Gene Ontology annotation, cellular component: membrane. The transcript has 10 exons. The record is from RefSeq and is a predicted model, not a curated record. Gene Ontology annotation, molecular function: protein binding.